This is a messenger RNA of Gastrolobium bilobum, 4898 nucleotides long. RefSeq lists its product as uncharacterized. NCBI's taxonomy places the organism in Eukaryota, Viridiplantae, Streptophyta, Magnoliopsida, Fabales, Fabaceae. The record is from RefSeq and is a predicted model, not a curated record. Gene Ontology annotation, molecular function: RNA binding; metal ion binding; protein binding. Bases 351 to 3269 code for a protein of 972 amino acids. The transcript has 8 exons.
UGGUUACUCAGAAAAUCUCCAAGAAAAUCUCUAGGAAUUUCCCGAUCGAGAACCAGUUUAUUUAUUUAUUUCUAGGAAUUUUCUCUGCUUAAUCUCCCAAAUCUUGGAAAUUAGCAUCUGAUGCCUUAAUAUAAGAGCAAUUUUUUUUUUUUUUUUUAAUCUAUCUCCGCAUUUAACACCAGAUUCAAGCUGUUUUUCUUUUGUUUCUUGAAUAGGCUUUUUCCCCCCCCCUCCCCUAAUUGUAGGGUUUCUUGUUUAAUUUUUCGUUUCUCUGUUGAAUGUUGUUUAGUUGAACAGUUUUAUCGAAGAUUUAUAUUAUUAAUUAGGUGUAUUGAUUAGAGCUAGGGUUGAUGGCUGAUCGGAAUUUGGCCGUUGUUAAACCGGUUUGGAUGAAGCAAGCCGAAGAGGCAAAACUGAAGAGCGAGGCCGAGAAAGCUGCUGCAGCCAAAGCUGCAUUUGAGGCGACGUUUAGAGAUUUGGAGAAAACUCACGAAAGGGGGAAUGUUCAAUCGGAUAGUGAAUCUGAUGAAUAUGAGGAUUUGGCGAAGAAGCCUAUUGGGCCGGUGGACCCUUCAAAGUGCACCGCUGCAGGUACUGGUAUUGCGGGCGGAACAGCUUGUGCUCCGUCUUCUUUUGUGGUUGUGACCAAGGAUGCUGAUGAGAGGAAGGUUUCAACUGGGGGUGCACAAAUCAAUGUGAAAGUGACACCGGGGUUGGGUGUUGGAGGGUCCGACCAAGAAGGGAUUGUCAAGGAUAUGGGUGAUGGAACGUAUACUAUUUCUUAUGUUGUGCCCAAGAGAGGGAAUUAUAUGGUCAAUGUUGAAUGUAAUGGCAAGCCAAUCAUGGGUAGUCCGUUCCCUGUGUUUUUCAGUGCAGGUAAUAGUAGUGGAGGGCUGAUGGGUUUAGCUCCUGCAUCUUCAUUUCCAAAUCUGGUUAAUCAAACUAUGCCCAACAUGCCAAAUUACUCUGGGUCUGUUUCAGGGGCAUUCCCAGGAUUGUUGGGAAUGAUUCCAGGGAUUGUUGCUGGAGCUUCUGGGGGUGCUAUUUUGCCAGGAAUUGGGGCCUCACUAGGCGAAGUUUGUCGUGAUUACCUUAAUGGACGCUGUGUAAAAGUUGAUUGUAAGUUGAAUCACCCACCUCAUAAUUUGCUAAUGACUGCCUUAGCUGCGACAACCUCUAUGGGAACACUUAGCCAAGCUCCUAUGGCGCCUUCUGCCGCUGCAAUGGCAGCCGCUCAGGCAAUAGUUGCAGCCCAAGCCCUUCAAGCACAUGCAGCUCAGGUGCAAGCUCAGUCAGCUAAAGAUUCCACUGGUUCACCUGAAAAAGCUAGUAAGGAUGAUGCAUUGAAGAAAACUCUUCAAGUUAGCAAUCUUAGCCCACUUCUCACUGUGGAACAACUAAAACAACUCUUUGGCUUCUGUGGAACUGUUGUUGAAUGUACAAUCACUGAUUCUAAGCAUUUUGCUUAUAUAGAAUACUCAAAACCUGAAGAGGCAACUGCUGCUCUGGCAUUAAAUAACAUAGACGUUGGGGGGCGCCCUUUGAAUGUUGAAAUGGCAAAAUCACUUCCGCAGAAACCAUCUCUUGCAAAUUCUUCUCUUUCUUCAUCCUCUCUUCCUUUGAUGAUGCAGCAAGCUGUUGCAAUGCAACAGAUGCAAUUCCAGCAAGCACUGCUUAUGCAACAAACUAUGACUGCACAACAGGCUGCUAACAGAGCUGCAACCAUGAAAUCUGCCACAGAUUUAGCAGCAGCACGAGCUGCAGAAAUAAGUAAGAAAUUGAAAGCUGAUGGACUAGGAAGCGAAGAGAAGGAGACAAAACAGAAAUCCAGAUCACCUUCUCCCCCUCCUGGAAGAUCUCAAUCAAAGUCAAGAUCUCCUGUCAAUUACCGGAGAAGGAGGAGGUCUCGUUCCUACUCACCUGCCCGCCAUCCUAAGGGUCAUCGGUCCAGGUCACCAUUGAGGUUCCAUCAUCAUCUGAGCUAUGAAAGGGAGCGGCGGUCCUAUAGAGACAUUAGGGAACAUAGUGAUAGGUACAGAAGACGAGAAUCAGAUAGAUUACCUGAACAUCAUUUAUCUGUGUCAAGAAGAAACAGGAGUAGGAGCAUGAGCCCUCAUACAAGGAAAUCGCCUGUUUCUCCCAAACGUCACAGAGAAAGUUCACCGCAUAGAGGAAGGAAACCAUUCCGUGCUGGUUCGAGCUCUCCAAGUCAUCGCAGAGGAAGUAGGUCUUCUCCGAAGAUUGAUGAAAGCAAACUAAGAAACAGAAGGCGCUCGAGGUCAAGAUCUUCAGAUGAUAAGCUUCACUCCUUUAACAAAAAUGAAGAAAUCUUGCAUGGAAAGUCUAAACAUAGAGAGCGAAGGCGGUCCAGGUCAGUAUCUGUGGACGAGAAGCCUAACAGGAGGAUCCGAUCAUCCCCAAGAAGAGUGGAUGAAAGUAGAUCCAGUCGCAAGAGGCGGUCCAGGUCAAAAUCUGUGGAUGACAAGCACCGCUUGCCUGAAAAAUUGGAUGAAAACAGAAAUAAAAGGUCGAGGCAUGGUGAUAAAAGGCACUCUAGAUCAAGAUCUAUUGAAAAUAGGGAUCAAACUGAUGACAGAGAGGAUGAAAGCAAAAAUGAAAAGUCAAGACAUCAUGAUACUAAAAGGACCAGGUCUAAAUCUGUUGAAAGGAAACAUCGUUCUAAAGAUAAAUCAUGUGAAAUUAAAGAUAAGAAAUCAAAGCAUCGUGAUAGAAGGCGUUCGAGGUCUAUAUCAUUAGAAGGUAAGCAUGACAAAGGAGGCACUUCAUCCCAUAGAAAUUUGGAUGAGAGCAAUUUUGAACACAGGCAAUUCAGGUCAAAGUCCCCUGAGGGCAACCAUCACUCCAGUGAUAAAUAUGGAAGUAGAGAUGAAAGAUCAGAGCAUAAAGAGAAAACCCUGUCUAAAUCAAAAUCAGAUACUCAUAAGCAAUAUGAUGAGAGUGGGCCCUCCCCAAGAGAUUUCAAGCAUUAUGAAUCAAAAGGAUUAACACAGUCUGAUUCUGGAUCUGCAGAAGUUAAGCAUCAUUUGAGUGAUGAAGAAAAUGCUACUAGUGAAGAAAUUUUCAAAUUUCACGAAGAUGCCAUGCAGGAACCAAUUAUUAAUGUGAAAGACUCAACAAAUCAAAAUGAUAAUGGUAUCUUGAUUUCAGUAAAUGAAGACUACAAAUCAGAAGGGUCAACUGAAAAUGCAGUAGCUGAUGAUAACCCAGGGUGGAAGUGCGUGGAAGAAGUGGGAAGUGGAAAAUAUUAAUCAAACACUGUUUGGAGUGGUGGAUCUAAAUGAGUUCAAAGAUUCUACCUGGAUUUUGACAAUGCUAACAAUAUAGCUACGAGAUCUGUUAUUUCGUCUCGAUUCAGAAGUACUAAAAAGACAAGGAUAAUCAUAGUUUCCCUACUUAUAAAUGUGGAUCAGAGCAUCUGUGUCACCCAGACAAAUUCGAUUUCUCGUCACUAGAGUUAUAAUCUUAUCACAAAAGCAUUGCAGGGAUCAUGGUUUUGUCUGUUGCUGAAGAUUUCUGCACCUGUCAUUGAUUAUGGGAUACAAGCAUAUUCUAAUUAAGGAUUCUCAUUAAGUUUCCUGAACAAGUUCUUUAAAGGAAGACUGUUUCUUCUUAGUAGAAGCACAAUUCUCAGUGGAUGCUUCCUCUAUUUGAUUCGGUCCCCAGAAUAUUAUCUGUUGGCUUAUGAACAUCUUCGGUUGUUUAUUUCUUUUUGCAGGUUGAGUUGGAAAAAGAUCAGGUGUUGAAUCCCUCAGCUGUUGUUUAAGGUUUCAAGAAGUGUCUAUCACGCUUCUUUUACUGCUUGAUUGAUGUUAUUCACAUUGAAAUCUGUUGGAGCUUUGAGAUACAGUUUCGCUGGGUUGAUUUUCUCUUAUGUAAAUGAGAAAUUGUCAUGGUUAGGUAAAGCUUCUAUAUAAGGUCAACUGAACCUGGAUGUUGCUGCAAUGAGUUACAUCAUGUUGCGUUUGAGCAAAUUGGCUGAGUUACAGUUUUUACUUAAGUAAAUGCUGAAAAUGCAAAUGAUUUCAACAGGUAAUUCUUCGUGAAACUAUUGGAUUGUUUCCCUAUUUUUGUAGGAUCUUCAAUAACAUUCGUAUGUAUAGUUGCCCCUAUGUUAACUUAAUCUUGUCAGCCUCGUCCACACUUCAUUUAGUUUUUAUGUUGUCCUGUUCGCAUUGAUGUUUCCGUAUUUCACUUAUUACAAUUAUGUGUAGAUUGACUGGUUUUCAGUGUCAUAUUAAUGGUUUUGUAAUGAGUUUUUGUUGUAUUGAUUUGAUAUGAUGUCAAAGAAUAUAAAUUGUGGUUUUUGAAAAUAUGAGCUUUUGUUGAAGUGCUGGAGAACUUUUGGGUUUUUCCUUUCUUUUGAGGACGUAUGGGAUACUUUUUUACGGUGGUUGUGAAUCACAUCUGAAAGUUUUCUCCCCUUUUUUUACUCUCUUUUCCUCCCUCUUUUGUCCCCUUCUUUUUCUCGUUUUUCCUUUUUUUGGUUAGGUUAAGCAUUGGAUAUGAUGAUCUUUUGAGCAGCUGCAAAAUCUCUUCAACAGAUGAUUGUGUGAAGUUUGUUCAUGGAAGUUAUUUUUGUGUUUUAGUUUUAUUUUUUGGGUUAAAUUUCCUAGUAAUCGUUGUCUCUGCAUCAACUGGUCUAGUAAUGGCAGCUUGUCAAUUUUAUGCCUUUUCAAGUUGGCAAGUAGUGUUUGUUGUUAGUUCUGCAUAGUUUAAUAAAAGAAAAGUAAAUUAGAUUACGAGGUUGAGGGUUCAGAAAUGGCAGUACCUUUCUAGUUUAUUGUCUGUAUAUCUAGCUCUCAACCUUAUGGCCCCCCGACACUACAUUUCUAGUGCUUCGCUCAGGUAUGAUCGUUUACAAAUUGGGUGAAUGUGAA